AGGAGGCAGGAUCCUAGUUCCUCGGCUUACUGUGGUCAUUACCUCCCCUGGGUGUGCCGCGAGGCGGCGCCAUGCGGAAGGCGGGACUGUUGCUCGCUCUCAGCGGCGGGGCGUGGAGGUCUGUGCGGAUGGCCAGCUCCGGGAUGGCGCGCCGGGACCCGCUCGCCAAUAAGGUGGCUCUAGUCACGGCGUCCACCGACGGGAUCGGCUUCGCCAUCGCGCGGCGACUGGCCCAGGAUGGGGCCCAUGUGGUCAUCAGCAGCCGGAAGCAGCAGAACGUGGACCGGGCAGUGGCCAAGCUGCAGGGGGAAGGGCUGAGGGUGAUGGGCACCGUGUGCCACGUGGGGAAGGCCGAGGACCGGGAGCGGCUGGUGGCCACGGCCGUGAGCCUUCACGGGGGCAUUGACAUCCUGGUCUCCAAUGCCGCCGUUAACCCUUUCUUUGGAAACCUAAUGGAUGUCACCGAGGAGGUGUGGGACAAGAUUCUGGACAUUAACGUGAAGGCCACAGCCCUCAUGACAAAGGCCUUGGUGCCAGAGAUGGGAAAGCGAGGAGGCGGCUCAGUGGUUAUUGUGGCCUCCAUAGGAGACUACUCUACGUUUCCUGGCCUGGGACCCUACAAUGUUAGUAAAACUGCCUUGCUGGGCCUCACCAAGAACCUGGGAGAGCUGGACCAAAGGAACAUUAGGGUGAACUUGGCACCGGGAAGCAUUAGAACUAGCUUCAGCCAAGUGUUGUGGAAGGACAAGGAAAGGGAGGAGAGCAUAAAAGAAAUCAUGCAGAUAAGAAGGAUAGGCAAGCCGGAUGAAUGUGCAGGCAUUGUGUCCUUCCUGUGCUCUGAAGACGCCAGCUACAUCACUGGGGAGACAGUGGUAGUGGGUGGAGGGACCCCAUCCCGCCUCUGAGGUCUUGGAGAGGCCUCACCGGGGUAGAGAUUGGGCUACAGCUCCUGCACUCAUCGACUAGCCUUUCCCACCUCUGCCCAAUAUACUGCUCACCUUACACCCCACCCCACCCCCCAAAUCAGUUCCACCCUGUGAAAAGAUCCAGCCUUCCCUAUGAUCAAGGUAUGGUCUUGGGAUUCGCUCUGUUGCUGAAGCCUUGAGUAGAGACUUCCCCUGAGAGCAGAGGGCAGGCCUGCUGAGAAAGCUGAGUCUAUGUUGCCAAAAAACAGUACUUUUUUUCCUGGACUUGGGGGAAUUUGAGGGAGACGGGUUUGAAGGAAGCUGGGUGGAAAAUCAACAACUUGCAAAGAAAGAUGCAAAUAAAAUGCAGAUGAUCAUGUUGCUUUGAA
Molecule: messenger RNA, 1294 nt
Organism: Lutra lutra (Eurasian river otter)
Lineage: Eukaryota; Metazoa; Chordata; Mammalia; Carnivora; Mustelidae
Product: dehydrogenase/reductase SDR family member 4-like
Biological process (GO): retinal metabolic process
Cellular component (GO): peroxisome
Molecular function (GO): carbonyl reductase (NADPH) activity
Source: RefSeq, a predicted model, not a curated record